UCCCAGCUGUCAGUCAGUUAAUCGCACAUCUUGUCUGAUUACUGAUUUGUAAAUUGCAAUUAUGGAAUAAUAUCAUUUAGGUUUCAACAAUGUUAAUAACUCAACUUAUUGUGCAUAUUUAAAACAAUGAUUUAUAUACAAUGAUAAUUUUGCUUGAUUAGUGUAUUAAUUUGUGUAUUUAUAAGCAUCAUUGACAACCGGCAAAGUUUAUUAUCGAUUUUCGAUAUAUACGUAUGUAUAAAAUAUAAAGUAGGAUAAGACUUGAACGAGGCUGGAUUAUUUAUUGAAUUCCAGAAUGGCAGACUUAAAACCAUACGACGAAAGCAUGAUAGAUAUUGCACCAAUAUUGGAAGAGUUUCCGAUGGAUCUGUACGAAGAAACCCAAAACGGAACAAAUACAUUCGAUGUUCUAGAGAAGGAUUUGCUAUGUCCAGUACUGCACCCAUUGGAGGAGAUCACAUUACAAAAAGAUAUACAAGCAGUGAGUCCACAGUACGGAGAGUUCAUUGAUCCGGACAUGUUUUUGAACGGAAUCGUCAAACGAGAAAGUGAAUCAGAUUGCUCUUCCUCAUCUCGACGUAACACUCCAUCGCCCUCGGACAGCAACAAGAGCUUUGAGUCGUAUCCAUCGAGCGGAUAUGGAUCCUAUGAGAGCGGAAACACAAAUUACGUUUCGUUUGAUAGUCCUCCGGUUUCCCCAGAAAGUUUGUCAAACGCUCCUUGCAAUGUUGUUCGUAUUGGUACUGCACAGAUCCCAACUGUCCAGAGGUCCCCCUGUUUUGGUAAUUUAUCUGAUUUGAAGAAAAUCAAACUUCCCCCAAAGGGAUCUUUGAAUAGCGUUAUAUCCAAGGGUGUUACUAAAAAGACAAUUGUGUUAACAGCCGAAGAUUACCAAAAUUUGGUGAAGAAUAUAAAAAAUCGAUCAAGUAAUGGAACAAUUUUGAUAAAAGCCACUCCGGCUUCAAAUCUUCUACCGUCGGUUAUACGUAAGCCGGUGCUACCCAAGCCUGUACUUCAGCCAACGGCAACUUUGACUACACUGCAGGAAAAGAAACCCGAUUCAACGCCAGCACUUGUAAAACCUUCGAUAGAUGGACCAAUAAACGAAAGGAUAAUCAAGCGGCAUCAACGUAUGAUAAAAAAUCGUGAGUCGGCAUACCUUUCAAGGGUGCGCAAAAAGGAGUACGUGACCUCGCUAGAACAGCAGCUGGAUGUGCUGACCAAAGAGAAUCAGUAUUUGAAAAAUGAAAAUUCAAGGCUGCUUGAAAAGUUGAAAUAUAAGUGUUCUUGUGGAACUAAAAACACAGCCAGUAUAAAUUUUAUUUCGAAGCAGCUAACACCUAAUGUGCGCAAAAAUACAGCGAUUGUGCUUGCUAUGCUGUUUAUGGUUUCACUCAAUUUUGGACCUUUUGGAAAUCUUCUAACUACCAAUAGUAGAGACCGUGCCAUAGCAGAAAAACCCGCUCAAACUAUUCAUCAAAAACGAAGCCUUCUCUGGCUAGAUGAUUCAAAACUUUUGGCUCAACAAUCGCGAAAUAUUAACUUAAGCUUGAACUAUACUAACCUCGAAGAUCUCUCCGAUGUAGUGGAAGAACCGUUCUCGGUUUGUCCUUUCUACGUCAAUCAAACAGAAAACAUUCGGCUGGCGAGUGAACUACGACGAUGGAUCGGAGAAAAUGGGUACAAAAAUUUAACUGACCAUGAUGGCAACGAUAUGAAGAUUAACUCUUUCUCGGAAAUGUUUGCCUUGAAAGACACUAUUGAUUCUAUAUACCAGCAAAUGAGGGACAUCAGUUCACAGAUGGAAUCCUUCCAAAAGAGAAGUAAACUGGCUGGUAUCAGUAAGAAACGGCUCACAGUAAAAGGUGUGAAAGCAAGACAAUCUAAACUUUCACACAAGCGGAAAUCUGUUCGUGAUAGUGAACUAGCUGUGUACUAUCCGAACUUUAGCAAAGCGUAUAUAAAGUUUUUCGAGGAAAUUGGUCGUCGAGAUGAUACGUUCUAUCUUGUAUCAUUCAGCGGAGAGCAUCUGCUUUUGCCCGCUCUGGCUUACAAUAAAACCAAUCGACCCAAAAUGUCACUUAUGUUGCCAGCAUUGAUGGAAAAUGCAACUCAUCAGUCGGAAAAAGUAACGUUAAUGCAAAUCGAUUGUGAAGUGAUGAACACAUCUCUAAUCCAGAUCAGAGAGAAAGUUAUUCCCGGUGAUUUGCUAAGAUCGCAAGCAAAAUCAGACGACGCUUUUGGUAAAAGUAAUGUAAAACAGGCAGCUACGGAACCUUCAGUGCAUUUAAAUGGCAAUAAUGGGCUUAACAACACUAACGGCCCGCAACACGCUACCAGAACAAACAGAGGACAUCAACACAAACUUAAUCCUAGCAGACCCUUUUUCGUUCAACGCAUGAAUGAUAAUAUGAAAAACGAAUUGGAUAUUAACUAAGUACAUUACCCUAAAUUGUAUUUUUUUUUUUCUAUUGAGUUUUUUUAAAUUAUACAAGUUAAUUAUUUCACUUCCACUGUUUUUGAAAAGUGCAAUUUAAUAUAUAAAUUUACAAUCGGGAAUAAACAAAUGACGAGUAUGAGAUGAGCUAACUAACUGAAGCUGACGAAUAUGACGAAUGUAAAUGGCUGUUACACUAGCGUAAUGCAUAGAAUGUAAGGCGAAUAAUGUUUCAAGCAUGUUUUAUACAAUGUGUAAUUAACAAUAAACGGUAAAAUACAAAUACUGGUGACAAACAUAA
Messenger RNA from Wyeomyia smithii (pitcher-plant mosquito), 2738 nucleotides. It is a transcript of the gene Atf6, whose product is annotated as cyclic AMP-dependent transcription factor ATF-6 alpha. The record is from RefSeq and is a predicted model, not a curated record. The transcript has 5 exons. The coding region runs from base 296 to 2437 and encodes 713 amino acids. Gene Ontology annotation, molecular function: RNA polymerase II cis-regulatory region sequence-specific DNA binding; DNA-binding transcription factor activity, RNA polymerase II-specific. Gene Ontology annotation, cellular component: nucleus. Gene Ontology annotation, biological process: regulation of transcription by RNA polymerase II; endoplasmic reticulum unfolded protein response. Lineage: Eukaryota; Metazoa; Arthropoda; Insecta; Diptera; Culicidae.